UCUGUAGGAUCUUUGCCACGGUUUGUCUGUCCCUAAGUGGUGAGCCAAUGAGUUGAAUUAACACUAUGGACGGGGACCCAAACAGUCCUUUGAUAACUCCAAAAGUUCAAAUAACAAGAGACGACGGGAAGAACGUAAACAACACAUUAUGGAACAGACGGGAGAAGUACAUAUGGGUUUUAACCUUGUUCACAGGCUGUUCCGUGUUGUAUACUGCCAGGACUGUGAUGCCCCUAUGUGUGGUUGCUAUUUCAAAAGAACUCAAAUGGGACAAAACACAAUCAGGAAUGGUGCUGUCCUGUUUCUUUUGGGGUUAUACAAUGACACAGGUACUUGGUGGUUACCUCAGUGACAGAAUAGGGGGAGAUAUUGUUAUCUCUUUUGCUGCAUGUGGCUGGUCAUUUAUUACAUUCAUCACUCCUAAGUUAGCAUAUCUAAGUAGUGAUAAAGCCACCACAGUCAAUGUGAUUGUACUGUCAAGAGUACUUCUUGGAGCAUGCCAAGGGUUCCACUAUCCAAGUGUAACUAGCAUAGUUUCCAAAAAGAUUUCUCAAAAAAAUAGAUCUUUAACUUACGCCUUUGUUGCUGCUGGGUCACAUUGUGGCACCCUGCUAUGUGGAAGUAUAGGCUCAUUAUUAUUGGAAUAUUAUGGAUGGGAGAGUACAUUUUAUGUGAUAGGAGUUGGAGGCUUCCUAUGGAUGCUAUUUCUUCGAUAUUAUCUUCUGGGUGGCAAUAAACCCAAAAAUCAAGUAGUUUCUUUAAAAAACAAUAUGGUACCAGAUUCUUUUGUGCCUCAAAAGGAACAUAUACCAGUACCAUGGAUGUCACUGCUCUCAAGAGUUCCAUUUUGGGCUUUAGUCGUUGCUCAUUUUUGUGAGAACUAUGCAUUCUUCAUUUUGUUGUCAUGGCUACCGUCAUAUUUUCAUGAAAACUUUCCCCAAGCCAAGGGCUGGGUAUUCAAUGUCUUGCCAUGGCUGCUAACCAUUUUUUCUGCUGUAUCUAGUGGUUGGAUAGCAGACAAUCUAAUUUCAAAGGGUUACACAGUAACAGCUGUUCGCAAAGUUAUGCAGAGUUUGUGUUUUCUGGGUACAGCACUUUUCCUGUUUCUUCUGUCCUUCAUGCACACAUUCCACACUUCACUGUUCUGUGUGGCAGUGGGAGUCAUGUGUUGUGGCUUUCAUAACAGUGGUGUCCUAGUCAACGUACAGGAUAUAGCUCCACAAUUUGCAGGAUCUGUAUUUGGAUUAAUGAAUAUGGCAGGUGCAAUUCCAGGUUUUAUAGGUGUAUAUGUAGCUGGGCACAUGUUGGAAGUGACCAAAAGUUGGACAGCAGUAUUUAAUCAAACUUCAAUGGUAUGCAUAUUUGGAUGGGCUGUCUACGUCAUCUUUGGAACAGGAAAAAAAAUAAUAUGAAGGCAGGUCAUCACCACAUUGUCCAUAAGUGCCAUUUCACAUAGGGUUUAAGCCAACAAUGUCACAAUCUGGGCAUUUUAUUGGUAGGAGGGAAUAUUCUACUUUAUGCCAUUACAUGCACAUGGGAUAAGUUGCUUUAGGUUCUUGUUUGCUUGAUUUCAUGAAAUUCUAUUUUUUAAGAACUGUUUUUGCUUCUGUCUUCUUCUAUUAAUUUCAUCAUGUAUUUUGUUUCGCAAUCCAUGAAAUCCUGUUAUACAGUGCAUCAGAAGUAAUAUUUUUUAUUUAAUUUUUAAUAUGAUUAUGAUCUCAGGUAAAAGAAAUACCCCCCCCCCUCCUCACUGAAAGAAGUUUGUUACAUGUCAUUGAAAGAAUUAAUUUGGACCAAAGACCCUCAUAAAUGGAAGUUACAGAUUUUAUCAUUAUAAUUGCAUGA
This is a messenger RNA of Lingula anatina, 1845 nucleotides long. RefSeq names its product voltage-gated purine nucleotide uniporter SLC17A9. Gene Ontology annotation, biological process: transmembrane transport; ATP transport. NCBI's taxonomy places the organism in Eukaryota, Metazoa, Brachiopoda, Lingulata, Lingulida, Lingulidae. Gene Ontology annotation, molecular function: transmembrane transporter activity. The record is from RefSeq and is a predicted model, not a curated record.